AAAAAAAAAUACUGGUCUGUGUGGUCUGUGGUUCUGCGGACGGACGUCGUUUCGACUUUUGUAUUCCAUCAUGCAAUAAUUUUUUUCAUUCAUGAAUACAUCGUAUAAAAGUGUUUUAAAUGGUGUCGCCGUCGUGAAAACUAGUUAGAUUUUAGUUUAAAAUGAUAUUUUAGUGUUUGAUUUCCCAUAGUUCGUGUUAGUUCUUAAUAGGUCUGUGACAAGUACGGUAAUGGUGGCCAUGUCAUGAAAAUCCCCACAGCCAUGGAUGAUAGCUCCGUAUCUCAUCAUAACGGAGGGCAAGUGGGAUCUCAGAUAGGAGUUAGUGUAAAUAACAAACAAAAUGAAGAAUCUAGUCAAAGUGUCCAGUAUUCAAUACCGGGCGUUUUGCAUUUUAUCCAACACGAAUGGGCGAGAUUCGAACUGGAGAGAUCACAAUGGGAGGUGGACAGAGCAGAGUUUGAGGCACGGAUCGCCUUCCUACAGGGUGAGAGGAAGGGCCAAGAAAAUCUAAAGAAUGAUCUUAUAAGGCGGAUUAAAAUGCUCGAGUAUGCAUUAAAACAGGAAAGAGCAAAGUUUCACAAACUGAAGUAUGGUGUAGAGCUUCAGCAGGGCGAUAUGCGCCCUCCGCCUGAAGAGCCGCCGCAAGAACCUGAGCCUGCGGAACGAGCUCAAUGGAAACAGGGGCGUCAACUCAUUAAACAAUACCUACAGGAAAUAGGAUAUACAGACACCAUACUUGAUGUACGUUCAAACAAAGUUAGAACAUUAUUGGGAUUAAAUAAUGACGAACAGGCGGAGGAUCCUAGUUACAGAAACUGUGACAAACAGCAACACUAUUCAAUGAACACUGCCCUGAGUCGCAAGAUGUAUGACUAUGGUAAAGAGCAGCGAAAAGGAGGUGUGUCGCAAGGAGGAGGCUACAAUGAGGAGGGCCUUUCCGUGCAGGAGACGGCGGCGGUGUUCGCCAAUUUCGAAUUCCUUGCUAAUCAAGAAAUGGACAUGGACGAGAUAGAUGACUUGGAUGCCAAACAAAUGCACCAUUCCACGGGGAAACAAGGUGAAGAAGUUGACAAUGAGGCGGAGGAAGUAUUAAACGAGCUGAACCUUCUAACAGACAGCGAAACUGACGGUGGUGGCCAGGGAGAUGAAUAUCCUCCUGUGAAGUUCCCGCACGGCGGCGUGGCGGGCGCGGGCGGCGGCGAGGCGGACGAGAAGCCGCUGGCGCUGGGCGAGCUGGCGCAGCUCACGGUCAGCAACGAGGCGGAGGGCUACGACGUGGCCAGCACCAGCAAGGAGUCCUUCCGCAAGACGUGGAACGCCAAGUACACUCUGCGCUCGCACUUCGACGGGGUGCGGGCGCUCGCCUUCCACCCGACCGAGGCGGCGCUGGUGACCGCGUCGGAGGACCACACGCUCAAGCUGUGGAACCUGCAGCGCACCGUCCCCGCCAAGAAGUCGGCGGGGCUCGACGUGGAGCCGCUGUACACGUUCCGCGCGCACUCGGCGCCCGUGCUGUGUCUCGCCAUGGGCGUGCCGCGCUCCGAGGAGUGCUUCUCGGGCGGCCUGGACGGCACCAUCCGCGUGUGGAACCUGCCGCCGCCUGCCGCCGACCCCUACGACCCCUACGACCCCGCCGUGCAGGGCCCCGUGCUGCGCGAUCACACGGACGCGGUGUGGUCGCUGGCGUGCGCGCAGGGCCGCCUGCUGUCGGCGUCGGCGGACGGCACGGCGCGGCUGUGGGCGCCGCGCGCGCCGCGCCCGCUGCUGGCCACGCUGCGCGACGACGCGGCCGUGGGCGCCGCCGCGCCCGCCGCCGCCGACUUCGCGGACGCCGCUUCGCGCGCCGCCGUCGUCUACAACGACGGCAAACUGCUACUCUACGAUCUGGAAACCGGACAGGCCGUGCUGCGCGUGGCGUGCGACAGCGCCGCGCACCGCGUGCGCGCGCAUCCCACGCUGCCGCUGCUGGUGACGGCGCACGAGGACCGCCACAUCCGCUUCUGGGACGCGGGCUCGGGCCGCGUGGCGCACGCCAUGGUGGCGCACCUGGACGCCGUGACGGGGCUGGCGCUGGACCCCAACGGCCUGUUCCUGCUGUCGGGCAGCCACGACUGCUCCGUGCGCCUGUGGAACCUGGACAGCAAGACGUGCGUGCAGGAGAUCACGGCGCACCGCAAGAAGUUCGACGAGAGCAUCCUGGACGUGGCCUUCCACCCGCUGCGGCCCUACAUCGCCAGCGCGGGCGCCGACGGGCUCGCCAAGGUGUUCGUGUGAGCGCCGCCGCCUCCCCGUGUAUAGACAUUUGAAAUUAUUAUAAUAUAUUUUUAGAUUUUCAGUACAUGAAUUUAGGUUUUUAUCGCAACUUUUUCACCGAUUUUACGAUACGCAGUGAGAAUAAUACUGUUCGUUUCUGUAAAGCCGGCUACACACGCGCAGUUGUCUGACAGUUGUAACUGCACGUUGGACUGUUCAGUUAAAUCGUUAUUAUGUGUAGGCAAAACUAUCAACUGAACAGUUGAACUGACAAUAAACUUUAUGACUAAUCAAAUUAUUAUUUGAUGACUGAUCAGUUACAAGUGCGCAUCUGUAGCCGUCUCGAGCGAGACCUUUGUAAUAAAUAUCACGAGGCGUUUCCUCGAUACGUUACGUGUCUGUACAGUUAGAUUUUAUGCAGUAUUUGCUAAUGAUUGCAAACGAGUGAUUCGAUUAGCUGGUACGUUUUAUUUAAAUAAAUCGGAACUAAAUAUAUAAUAUAGUUAGUAUAUUAUCUUGUUUUGUCACUUGUAUUGAAUAACUAUGCUCUCACGAUAUCUUAUAUGAAUUAUGAGCGCGCGAACAAAAAUGAAUGAGUAGAAGUACUAUAUGGGAAGUAACAUAAGUAAUGUUUGUUCAUAACGCAUACUGCGAUGUAGAAUAUAUAUAUAUAUUAUAAAACAUUACAUAUUAUUCCUUUAUUUUCCUCGAAUUCUUGUACAUCAAAAAUUGAUAGUAAAAAACAACGUAAUCGAAA
Maniola jurtina (meadow brown) is the source of this 3010-nucleotide messenger RNA. RefSeq names its product striatin-3 (gene Cka). NCBI's taxonomy places the organism in Eukaryota, Metazoa, Arthropoda, Insecta, Lepidoptera, Nymphalidae. The transcript has 9 exons. The record is from RefSeq and is a predicted model, not a curated record. Gene Ontology annotation, molecular function: protein binding. The coding region runs from base 244 to 2274 and encodes 676 amino acids.